This is a messenger RNA of Scylla paramamosain (green mud crab), 1408 nucleotides long. RefSeq names its product Y+L amino acid transporter 2-like. The coding region runs from base 1 to 993 and encodes 330 amino acids. The record is from RefSeq and is a predicted model, not a curated record. Gene Ontology annotation, biological process: amino acid transmembrane transport. Gene Ontology annotation, cellular component: membrane. The transcript has 7 exons. Lineage: Eukaryota; Metazoa; Arthropoda; Malacostraca; Decapoda; Portunidae. Gene Ontology annotation, molecular function: L-amino acid transmembrane transporter activity.
AUGCCAGGCCUCCACUCGUGGAUCAACUGCGUGAACGUGAAGUGGGCGGCCAAGGUGCAGAAUGUGUUCACGUUCAGCAAGGUGGUAGCCCUAACGGUGAUCAUCGUGGCGGGGGCGGUCCACCUGGCCACAGGACACCUGGACAAUUACAGGAGCCCCAUGCACGGCACCAUCUCGGGAGCCGCCGCCAUUGCCUCCGCCUUUUACCAGAGUCUCUUCUCCUACAGCGGAUGGGAGAACCUGUACUACGUGGUGGAGGAGCUGAAGAACCCAAACAGGAACCUGCCGCUGGCCAUCAUCUGCUCCACGUCCCUGGUGACGGUGAUCUACACGCUCACCAACGCCGCCUACCUGGCCGUGCUGACGCCCACCGAGAUGAUCUCCUCAGACGCCGUGGCCGUGACGUUCGCCGGCCGCACACUGGGUGUCAUGGCGUGGAUCAUGCCCGCCUUCGUCAUCUGCUCCACAUUUGGCUCCACCAACGGGGCCAUCUUUACGCAGUCACGUCUCUUCUUCGUCGGGGCGAGGAAAGGACAGUUCCCAGAGGCGUUCGCCCUCGUGCACGCUGAACAUCUCACGCCCGUGCCGGCAAUCGUCCUUCAUGGCGUCGGGCUCCUACUGAUGCUGAUCACCACCGACAUGGUGCUGCUCAUCACCUACUCCACCUACGCCAUGACGCUCACCAACCUGGGCUGCAUGUUUGCACUCUUCUGGUUCCGCUACAACCAGCCCGACCGACCCAGACCCUUCAAGGUGUGGCUUGGGCUGCCCGUGGUGUUCUCCGUGAUCCAGGUGUUCCUGCUGGUGCUGCCCGCUAUUCAGAGUCCCCUGGAGGUGGGCGUGGGCCUCGUCCUCAUCGCCUCGGGCCUUCCAGUCUAUUACUUCGCCAUCUACAGGCAGGACAUCGCGGAGAAACUCUCACGACUCCUGCGACGCCUGACCGUCUGGUGCCAGCUGGUGUUCAGGGCGCUGCCGGAAGAAAAGGCUGCCUGAGAGGGUGCUCUCGCUACCAUCACCACCACCAUCACUAUCACCACCAUCUGCUGCUGCUGUUGUUGACGAUGGCCAUCAAAUCUCGCAUAUCGUUCAUUGUAUAUAUGAUUUUUUAAAAAUUUUAUUUAUAAAACCCUCGUCAUUAUGAGCAGGCAGAAGAAAAAGUCACCUAGUCAAGACCGGCCAUUCAGGAUUUACUGAUUGAUGUAUUUGUUUGCUUCUAUUUAGUACAAAACUGUCGCCACAAGUUAAAAUUUAGUCCACUGCUUGGUCGUCACGCAAAGCCUCACAGUCCUGCCCAGGGAGUCUCCUUGGCCUCCACGGGCGCCCACACUAAUGUCAGGAGAGGUAACAUUACUCCUUUGCCUUGCUUGUGUACAGAGUGUCAUGAAGCUUGAAUAAACGAGCCUCAUCA